Molecule: messenger RNA, 2589 nt
Organism: Phialemonium atrogriseum
Lineage: Eukaryota; Fungi; Ascomycota; Sordariomycetes; Cephalothecales; Cephalothecaceae
Exons: 2
Coding region: 1-2589 (862 amino acids)
Source: RefSeq, a predicted model, not a curated record
AUGGCGACCAAUGUGAGUACCGGGUCUGGACCGGCUCCGGCUGGCUUCCAGCUCACCUUGCCCACCGCCCAGCAACCCCAGGAGCAGCCAGCGCAAGUGGUCGAGGGGCAGCCCGCCCAGGAGAGCUCGGCCGGCCUCCACAUGCUCCAGUCUCUCCUCAGCAUGGCUGGCCCGGCCGAGGACAAGACCUACGGCCGAUUGGCCUUUGGGAUGCGCGAGAACGCAAAGCGCCCCAAGGCCACGGUCGUUUUCAGUUCGGCGGCCCUGUCGACCCCCGUCACCCCAGAAGCCACCGCCGGGACCCCCGAAGCUGCCUCGCCCAACAAGCGCAAGGCCGAGGCGGAUCUUGACGAUAGAUCUGCCAAGAAGGUUUCCACUGGAAUGUCCCAGGAGGAGGGCCAGGACGGUCUGUUCGGGCAUGCCAAUGUGGUCGCCGAGCUAGCGGCAGCCAACCCGCAUGUCGAGAAGCGGGUACUCUCCAUUGUUAACAAGGUAGCAAUGGAGACGAUCAAGGUAAUCCUGGAGGAAGCCGAGAAGGAGAGCUCGGUAUUUGGCAUCCCGAUCUGGCCAGGUUCGCUGCCUCUCAAGCCUGAAAACCGCGAGAAGACGAUCCAGGUUCAUAAAAGGUGUGCCCAAGCGGUCCUGGACUCGCUCUCGAAGCCUGUUCUCAGCACGGAGCCCACAGCAUUCGUUCCUGCUCAGAGCACCAGCAGCCGAACCGCUUCGCCCUCGCCGGCUUUGACCAACGGCUCUUCACCGGCUGCAUCGUCCGCCGCUUCUCCUGCCCCAGCGACUCCCCAUCCUGGAUCCAGUGCCGGCCAAUCGUCCACUGGCGCCAAUAACAACACCGGCAAGAGCGUUUGCGUGCCAAACGUGGUGGAGGUGAACGGAGAAGCCGGCAUCUUCAUCAAUGGCGGGCUGACGUUCAUUCCCCUGCCCGGAGGGCUCCCCAAGUCGCGCCAGAAGAAGGCGGCCAAGAACAAGACCGGGGCCAAAGAUUCGACCGGCGGGCAGACUGUCAUGAGCCCUGAAGAUUCGGCUUCUCUACAGGCCGCUCUUCGGGCAGGCGAUUUGGCCACGGCCCAGAGCCUCUCCAGCUGCCUCUUCCCGGCAGGCGAGCCGGCUGCCGAGGAGACGCCGAAGACGACUCCCCGGAAGCGCGCUGCUGGCAAGGGUAAGAAAGCCGCCGGCAAGAAGGACAACUCGGUUGCCUCGGCCAGUGGUAAUGUCCCGAGUGGUGCUGCCGAGCAGCCCAUUCUGCCCCCUCCAUGCUGGGCCCCUCCCCCUCCUUCGGCCAUUCAGCUCCCGGCCAGCCAGUUCGACUCUGGCGCGCCCAUUCUACCCCCAAGCGACUGGGUCCCUCUUCCGCCUUCGGCCUUCCGCCAGCAAGCCAAUGCCGUGGCUUCUUAUUCCCCGGUCAUCGAGCCCCCCAGCUGGUACGGCAACCAAGCCACCUGCGUCGCCCAUGCCCAGAGCCAGGCAUCGACUUCCGCCGCUGGGUCUGACCAGAUGAUCCUACCUCCCAUCAUCCCCCCCAUGGUCGGCCCCUCUAUCCAGCCCCCUCGGCCGUUUUAUCCUCCUGUUGUCCCUCCCUCGUCGCUGGUCCAACACGUUGGCCCCCCGCUGUCGCUCGUCCGCACAAUUUCCGAGCAAACCAGACAGGCCCCUGUUCCUUCUCCGGUCGUCACCGACGAGGUCAGGACUGGCACUCCGGAGGACGUAACCGACGUCCUGGCGACUACCACUCCCGCCGACGACGGCGAUGACGACAAUGACUCGCUCUUCGGAGCCAUGACGGAAGACGUCAGCGAUGGCGACCUCUUUGGCGACGAGGACUUCGAGGAGGAAGAAGCCGAGACUGAGACUGGCGUCGACGAGCCCGAGGCUGAGAUGACUGCUCCGGCCAACGCACCCGACGGCCAGUUGAUCGCCUCCGCCAUCUACGAGAGCACAGACUUCAUCGAGCUACCGGAAGACAUGGCCGAGGACAACUACGACGACACCCACCUCUUCCUUCUCGCCGAGGUGCUCGCCUUCGACCGGUUCUCCCCGCUCUCCGAGUUCUGCGAGACGAACGGGCUCCCCUUCCCGUACAGCCCGACCUUCCGCAGCGACUGCCCCGAGCCCGGCAACCCGUCCCGCGUCUGGCGCUCCCAGGACGACCGGUUCCGCACCGACCUGAGCCGCGACUCCAUCAUGUGGGCGGCGGCGGUGUGGACGUGGAACUCGCUGCCCGCGCGCUACCGGUUCGCCGAGGCGGCCGACGGGACCGUCCGGCCCUUCACGCCGCGCCUGCUGCUCUGCCGCGAGGACCGGCGGUACGUCCACCUGAGGCCGGACCCGCGCAUCUACCCGGGCCGAUUCCGCGGCGAGGGUCACGGUCACGGUCACGGUCACGGUCACGGUCACGGUCACGGUCACGACGGCGGCCCGGGGGUGAUCCUCAACUCCUGGGCACAGGUCCGGGGAGCCGCCGGCUGGGACGACGAGUUCGCGAGUCGUGUGGCGUACUUGUUCCCCGAUUACGGCGCGCCGAUUGUGUGGGACGUCGCGGACUUCACUGAUGCGGUGUUUGGUGACGUGCUGUGA